Molecule: messenger RNA, 3977 nt
Organism: Apus apus (common swift)
Lineage: Eukaryota; Metazoa; Chordata; Aves; Apodiformes; Apodidae
Gene: ABCB7
Product: ATP binding cassette subfamily B member 7
Exons: 16
Coding region: 13-2265 (750 amino acids)
Biological process (GO): transmembrane transport; intracellular iron ion homeostasis
Cellular component (GO): mitochondrial inner membrane
Molecular function (GO): ATP hydrolysis activity; ABC-type transporter activity; ATP binding
Source: RefSeq, a predicted model, not a curated record
CGCCCUGCCAAGAUGGCGGUGCUGGGGGCUCCGCGGGGCCUGGCGGCGGCCGCCUCCCGCAAGCGGCGGCUCCUCGCCCUCCUCCUGCUGCGGCCUCCGGCGGCCGCCGCUGCCUGCGCGCAGGGCUGGCUGGCGGGCAGCGGGGGGCAGCGGGCCCCGGGGAGCGGCCAGGUUCCACCAAUUUGCAAGCAAAGAUCAUGGCACAGUCUGGGAGGAGAUUAUUCAAGGCCUUUAUUAGAGGCUUCAGAGAUCCUCCCGAGGUGGCAGCUGACAGAAAAGAGAAUGUGUUGGCAUGGACAUGCAGGUGGAGGACUUCACACAGAUCCAAAGGAAGGGCUGAAGGAGAUAGAUGCCAAGAAGAUUAUCAGAGCAAUGCUGUCUUAUGUGUGGCCCAAGGACAGACCAGACCUGCGAGCCAGAGUGGCCAUAUCUCUGGGGUUUUUAGCAAGUGCAAAGGCCAUGAAUAUCCUGGUUCCUUUCAUGUUUAAAUAUGCAGUAGACAACCUCAACCAGAUGUCUGGAAACAUACUCAACCUCGGGGAUGCACCAAAUACAGUGGCAACUGUGGCAACUGCUGUUCUCAUUGGCUAUGGUGUCUCAAGAGCUGGGGCGGCGUUAUUUAAUGAAGCUAGAAAUGCAGUAUUUGGGAAGGUGGCUCAAAAUUCAAUCAGAAGGAUAGCAAAGAAUGUUUUCCUGCAUCUUCAUAACCUGGAUUUGGCAUUCCAUCUGAGCAGGCAAACUGGGGCUCUGUCAAAAACCAUCGACAGAGGAACAAGAGGCAUCAGUUUUGUUCUUAGUGCUUUAGUAUUUAAUCUGGGACCUACCAUGUUUGAAGUGGCACUAGUCAGUGGAAUUCUGUAUUACAAAUGUGGUGCAGAGUUUGCUUUGGUGACCCUGGGGACGCUAGGAGCGUACGCAGCUUUCACAAUAGGCAUUACCCAGUGGAGGACUAAGUUUCGAAUAGAAAUGAACAAAGCAGAUAAUGAUGCGGGUAAUGCGGCAAUUGACUCACUACUAAAUUAUGAGACUGUGAAGUAUUUCAAUAAUGAGAAAUAUGAAGCCCAACGGUAUGAUGAAUUCUUGAAGACAUAUGAAAGGGCCUCCCUGAAGACUACCUCAACUUUAGCUCUCCUCAACUUCGGGCAGAGCGCGAUAUUUAGCGUUGGCUUAACGGCCAUCAUGGUGCUUGCUAGCCAGGGCAUUGUUGCAGGCAGCCUUUCUGUUGGAGAUCUGGUGAUGGUGAAUGGAUUACUGUUCCAGCUUUCUCUUCCCCUGAACUUUCUGGGAACAGUGUACAGAGAGACAAGACAAGCACUUAUAGAUAUGAACACCUUGUUUACACUUCUCAGUGUAGAUACCAAAAUUAAAGACAAAGAGCUGGCUCCACCCCUGCAGAUCACACCACAGACUGCUUCCAUUGCCUUUGAUAAUGUGCAUUUUGAAUACCUUGAGGGGCAGAAAGUCCUUGCUGGAGUCUCUUUUGAAGUCCCUGCGGGAAAGAAAGUGGCCAUUGUAGGAGGUAGUGGGUCAGGGAAGAGCACCAUUGUGAGGUUGUUGUUUCGUUUCUAUGAACCUCAAAAAGGAAGUAUUUAUGUGGCUGGACAGAAUAUACAGGAUGUCAGUUUGGAAAGUCUGAGGAAGGCAAUAGGAGUUGUACCUCAGGAUGCUGUUCUCUUCCAUAAUACCAUCUAUUACAAUCUGCUCUAUGGCAAUAUUGGAGCCACUCCAGAAGACGUCUAUGCAGUGGCCAAGCUGGCAGGGAUCCAUGAGGCCAUCCUUCGCAUGCCCAAUGGUUACAACACCCAGGUUGGUGAACGAGGGCUCAAGCUUUCAGGAGGAGAAAAGCAGAGGGUUGCAAUUGCCAGAGCAAUGUUAAAGGAGCCACCUAUUCUUCUCUAUGAUGAAGCCACAUCAUCUUUAGAUUCAAUUACAGAAGAGAAUAUCCUCAGUGCCAUGAGGGACAUGGUGAGGCACCGGACAUCAGUUUUCAUUGCUCACAGACUGUCCACGGUCGUUGAUGCCGAUGAAAUCCUCGUGCUGGAUAGGGGCAAAGUUGUGGAACGUGGUAGACAUGCAGACCUCCUUGCAAGUCCAAACAAUCUCUAUUAUGAAAUGUGGCAUACGCAGAGCAGCAAAGUACUGAAUAGUCACAACAACCCACCCUGGGAAGAGAGGAAUAGUCGGAUGUCCAAAGAGGAGGAAAGAAAGAAACUAGAAGAAGAAAUUAGCAAUAGUGUGAAAGGCUGUGGGAACUGUUCCUGCUAACUGUUGAUCCUGGAUUACUCUUCUUUAGCAGGUUAAAAAUGCACAAGAUUUCAACAAGGUGCAGCUCUGGUGUGUCUAAGUCGACAUUCAAAAACUUCGUGGGUUUUGCAGCUUUUGGGUUUUACAGUUUCUCAGAGACCUAAUUUCAACCAAAGGAGUUCUAUUUUUACAUUUUAGAGAUCUCUCAUUUUCAGUGGCACCUGCAAGAGCUGAGCUUUUUCAAAAACUUUCAACUUCUCAACUAAGAGUGUAAUUUAUGGCAAUUUUUAGGCAUUGGCAAAUUCUCCUGGUAGUCGCUUGAGGUGGAUUAUUAAAUUGUAAACAGAUUUGUCCUUGGUUUACAUCAUUUCUCAUCAUUAAUGGUUCAUAAAUAUGUCAUGUUUUAAUUGUAAUAGGGCUAAUUUGAACUCACUUGCUAGCGAGGAAGAUGUAAUUUAAAUUGUUCGGUGAUGUUCAGGUUUAAAAUGUUCUUCCUUGUAAAGAAUACAAAAAAGCCUCACAAAAAUAUGAAGAGGCUUCUAGUAGCAAACUAAAUAUUAGAAUUAUCCAUCUCACCCUUCAGAAAGACAUUUCAUAUUAGACUUUCAGGCAAUGUACUGGUAUUAUUCUGCAAGAGAGCUAACAGUAUUUUUAAGAGCUGGCAAAAAUCUGGAAUUGGCAAAAUAUUGUGUGACUUCACAGAAAACAGAAAUGGUGUAUGUAAAUGUGAAGAAUUGGAAGUUUCCCUUAAAUUAAAAAAAACAGAGUUCAGGAUUCUGUAUCCUCAACAUCUGCUGCAGUAGUCAAAGCAGAAUGCAGUCACUUCUAUUUCAGUCAUGGUCUUAGGGGGAGCAAUUGAGAUUCAAUAAAGACUUCCAUAAAUUUCUAUUAUGUCAUUAAUGUAUGAGAAAAUGACCUGGAUAAUGUUGAGAGCAUUGCUGUAAUCAUCUCUUCAUUUCAACAGUCAGAACUUCUUCAGUGUCAAGAAACCUCAAUCUUUGUGAUUUGCAGGACACUCCAAGUGUAUUAGGUUUGUGUGGCAGGGUUUUGGUGAGGGGGGGCUGCAGGGGUGGCUUCUGUGAGAAGCUGCCAGAAACUGCCCCCAUGUCUGAUGGAGGUGACUCUGCCUGAUUCCAGGAAGGACCCACCACUGGCCAGGGCUGAGCCCAUCAGCAACGGUGGUAGCACCUCUUGGAUAAGAUAUGUAAGAAGGGAGAAAAAAAUACUGCAGUGGAACAGGAGCUAGAGAGAGGAGUGAGAAUAUGUGAGAGGAACAGCUCUUACAGACACCAAGGUCAGUGAAGAAGGGGGAUGAGGCACUUCAGGCGCAGGAGCAGAGGUUCCCCCGCAGCCUGUGGAGGUCCAUGGUGGAGCAAAUAUUCCCCUGCAGCCCCUGGAAGUCCACGGUGGAGCAGAUAGCCACCUCCAGCCCACAGAGGAGCCCACAUCAGAGCAGGUGGAUGUGCCUGAAGAAGGCUGGGACCCCGUGGAGAGCCUGUGCUGGAGCAGGGGAAGAGCGUGAGGAGGAAGGAGUGACAGAGACAUGAUGAGCUGCCCCUAACCCCCAUUCCCUGUCCCCCUGUGCUGCCUGGAGGGAGGAGGUAGAGAAAUGGAGAGCUGAGGGUGAGCCUGGGGGAUGGGGGUUUUGGGGAAGGUGUUUUAAAAUUUGGUUUUAUUUUCAAUUUGCCCUGCUCUGAAUGUUCAUUGACAAUAAAUUAACUUAAUUUCCCUGA